This is a messenger RNA of Pararge aegeria (speckled wood butterfly), 778 nucleotides long. RefSeq lists its product as uncharacterized. Lineage: Eukaryota; Metazoa; Arthropoda; Insecta; Lepidoptera; Nymphalidae. Bases 1 to 645 code for a protein of 214 amino acids. The transcript has 3 exons. The record is from RefSeq and is a predicted model, not a curated record.
AUGGGCGCGUAUUUUCCAGUUUUCCGGCAAGUGUCGCCUAGCUGGCAUAGGUCUUGGCGAGGCGUGUGCCGAGCAACGCGAGCGGCGCGCGCGGUGGUGGUGGCAUGUCGCACGCGCCGCCGCGGUUGCACCUCGCCCGCUGUCCGCCUAGCCGCCCGCGCCGCCUCCCCGCUCUGCCGCACCACGCGUGCGCUGGGCGCGUCGCGCGGGCCGCGGGCCAGGCCCGCGAGCCUGCUGCUGCUCGCCGCGUGGCUGGCGGCCGUCGCCGCCGACCUACCCUGCCCGCAGGAACCCCCGCCGGCGCACGUCGUCUGUGCCUCCUGCCGCUCCUACGAGAACGCGCGCGAGCACAGCCUGCGGGUGAUCCGCGAGAGCUUGCUGGCUAAGCUCGGCUUCGCUCAGGCGCCCAACACCACCGGCCGGCAGCUGCCGCGAGUGCCGGCAGAUCUCAUGGAGCGCUUCGAGCGCCGACCGCCGCUGGCGGGCGUGCAGGCCGACGCGCCGGCACUCUCGCGCACCUUCGUCACUCACACGGAGCAGGAUGACUUCCUUGCCCGCACCGAAAAUGUCCUCGUGUUUGCCCGCUGGAAGAGGACUUUACAAGGUUUUAUAUUGGCUACUUUAAAGCAUUUUCAGAUUGGUUGAAAUAGAACGAGAACUCUAAAAUGAGUGAUCUGCGAUAAAUGGAAAACAGAGAUUUUGGACAAUUCGCGAUUUGAAUAGAGAAAACUUAAGUCCAAUUACUUCACUUUCACUGAAUGGUUAUAGUUCUAUACAG